Plasmodium gonderi is the source of this 2637-nucleotide messenger RNA. Its product is annotated as importin-beta 2. Bases 1 to 2637 code for a protein of 878 amino acids. Gene Ontology annotation, molecular function: nuclear import signal receptor activity; small GTPase binding. Gene Ontology annotation, biological process: protein import into nucleus. The transcript has a single exon. Gene Ontology annotation, cellular component: cytoplasm; nucleus. Lineage: Eukaryota; Apicomplexa; Aconoidasida; Haemosporida; Plasmodiidae. The record is from RefSeq and is a predicted model, not a curated record.
AUGGAAGGAACUAAUAUAGCUCAAGUUUUGUAUGCAACAGUAGAUCCAAAUAUAAAUAUUCGAUCAGAAGCAGAAACUAAGUUGAAGCAGGCAAAAGAAACCAACUUUGUCCAAUAUAUAAAUCAAUUAUCUAAUGAAUUUUGUAAAAGUCAAAAUGAUCCUUACCUGAGACAAAUUGCUGGGUUGCUAAUUAAGAAUGCUUUUGCUUCCAAGGAUAAUUAUGAAAAUGAAGAAAAAGCAAGAACUUGGAUUAAUUUUCCAGAAGAAAUAAAAAAUGAAUUAAAAAAUUCUUUAUUACAUUUAUUAAGUCAACAAGGGGAAAAAGUAGUCAUAGGGACAGCUUGUCAAAUUAUUUCCUUAAUAGCAAAGAUUGAAUUAUCACAUAAUAAAUCAUCUGAAUUAUUACACAAAUUAGUAAAUAAUAUCAUUGAAAAAAAUGCAUAUACGAAAAAGUCAUCCACCGUAUGUUUAGCAUAUUUAACAGAAGACAUUGCUGAUAUUUGCAAUGAUAGCAAAACAAAAUAUGUAUUUACACAACCAGAUUUAGAUUUAAUAUUAACAGCAAUUAUAAAUUCUUUAUGUGAACCGGGGGAAGAAGAAUCAAUACAUUGCGCUAGCAUGAAAGUAUUAUACAAUUUAAUGUCAUUUAUUGAUCAGAAUUUUAAAACACAAGUAGAAAGAGAUAUAAUCAUGAAAACUGUUAUUGAUGGGUGUAAAGAUAGUGAAAGAUCUACAGUACAAAUAGCAGCAUAUGAAUGUUUAAUUAAUAUUGUUAGUUAUUUUUAUUCCUAUUUAGAUGCAUAUAUGUAUGCAAUAGGUCCAUUAACAUGGGUAGCUAUUGAAUCGGAUAACGAAAGAAUAGCUAUCAGUGCAAUUGAAUUUUGGAACACUGUAUGUGAAGAAGAAACUUUUAUAGAUCAAUAUGAAUUACAAGAAGGGAAAAAAAAUCAUAAUAUAGUUAAACAGGCAAUGGUUUUUCUUUUGCCAAAAAUAUUUAAUGCUAUGAUAACACAAGAAAGUGAAGAUAUUGAUAUUGAUGCCUGGACUUUAUCUAUGGCAUCAGCAACAUUUUUAGCCCUAAGUGCACAAUUAUUGAAAAAUGAUAUAGUAGAACCAGUUAUAUCAUUUGUAGAAGAAAAUUUUAUUCAUGAAGAUUGGCGAAGGAGAGAUGCAGCUGUAUUAGCAUAUGGAUCUAUUAUGGAAGGACCCGAUACGGAAAAAUUAAAACCGUUAGUAGAAGAAUCUGUAGGUCAACUUUCUGAAGUUUUGAGAGAUCCAUCUGUUUCAGUACGUGAUACUGCAGCAUGGACAAUAGGAAAGAUAACAACAUAUCAUUCCGAAAUAAUUUACAAUGUGCUAGGGAAUUACAAUGAUAGCAAUUCAUUGUAUGGAAUAUUGUUAGAAAGACUAAAUGAUUACCCAAGAGUAGCAGCGAAUGUUUGUUGGGUAUUCAAUCAAUUGGCUGCUAAUAAAAGAAGUUCAUAUAACAAAAUAACAAAUACUUGCACAACUGAAUUAGAUGAUUCUUUUUGUGUAUUAUGUAAAAAAUUAAUAGAUGUUACUUCUAGAGAAGAUGCAGACACAAGAAAUUUAAGAGAAGCUGCUUUUAAUGCACUUAAUGUAGUUAUAGACAACGUAUCAGAUAACUGUCUUAAAUAUAUGAUAGAAUUAUUAUCACACAUGAUGUAUUUGUUAACCAACACUUAUCUCAACCCACUAACAGAAGAAGUUAAGUCUUUGCAAGGUUAUUAUUGUGGCACUAUGCAAUUUAUUAUUAAUAGACUAGGAAAUCAAUGUAAACCCUUUUUGAAACCAAUUUAUUUAAGCAUAUUUAGAUUAUUUGAAAUCAGAACAGAUAUAUGUGAAGAUGCUCUACUAGCAUGUAGUGCAAUAAUAAAUGUAAUGGGAGAAGAUUUCAGGGAACAUUUAAAAACUUUUCUAAAUGUUAUAUUUAAAGGAUUAAGAAAUGUGUCAGAAACAUCUACUUGUAAAAUAUGUAUAGAAAUGAUAUCAGAUAUAUGUAUCCCGUGGACAUUUGAAUUUGAAAAAGAAAUGGAAUUAAUAUUAGAAUGUUUAUGGGAUGCGCUAAAAACCUUUGGAGUACACGAUUCGAUAAAAAUUAGUAUCCUAACAGUGUUAGGUGACAUAGCUACAGCAUUAAAUAGAAGUUUUUCAAGAUAUUUAAAUUUUUUCGCUAAUAUUUUAGCAGAAACAUCGAAAAUUACUAUCAGUUCAGGACCACCAGAAAGUGAUGAUUGGGUUAAUUAUGUUUUUGAAUUAAGAGAUGCUAUAUUAUUAACAUAUAGUAAUAUUAUUUAUGCAUUAAUUGAUGGAAACGAAAUUGUCAAAUUAAAAGUUUAUAUACCAAAUAUACUAGACCUCAUUGAAAUAAUUUUAAUAAAAGAAAUUAAUCAUUUUAAUGCUCAAAAUUUUCAAAAUGCUGUAUCCUUGUUGGGAGAUUUAGUUCAUGCUUAUGGUUAUGAAUUAAUUGAAAAUUCAAAAUUAACUGAUUUAAUUAUAUCAGUUUAUGGAAAAAUAGAUAUUUUAUCAAGUCAAGGAGAUGAGAAAUGUGAAUCCUGCGUUUUGAAAAUUAAGUGGCUCAAGAGAAUAUGCAAUGCAAGGCUGAGUCAGAAGUGA